Rotaria sp. Silwood1 is the source of this 567-nucleotide messenger RNA. NCBI's taxonomy places the organism in Eukaryota, Metazoa, Rotifera, Eurotatoria, Philodinida, Philodinidae. The record is from the annotation of a GenBank genome assembly.
AUGAAGGGUACAAUUGCUUCUCUUGUUUUACUCGCUCUAGAGCUUACACUUUGUCUUAUUUCAUCACGUUGGCAUUCAGUUGAUGUUGAUGACUCUCAAAUAUGUUUUAAAAAUCUUUUUCUUCGAUUCAAUACAUCUUCAUCAAAACAUCAAUCUUUACAUGUUGGUCCAUUAUUUUCAACUCAUAUUUCCAAAAUAGAUAAUACUCCUGAACAUUUUUCAUCUGAUCAUGCUAAAACUGAAACAGCUUUAUUGAUUACUGGUAUUGUUCUUAUAAUUAUUUCGGCAGUUUGUUUAUCAUUAAUUGAAUUUUGUUCAAGUAAAUCUAUUUUUAAUCGAUAUCGUAUUUGGUUUUAUUUAGUCAAUGUUCUUCUAUUAACAAUGAGUUUAAUUAUAUUAAUCGUUGGUUUUUAUUCAUUACAACAUAUUUUGAAACAACCAUUAAAUGGUGCAGCAGCUCUGGGAUUUUUUAUUGGAAUUUUAUUCAUAGUUAUGUUAGCUACACAUUCAGCUAUAACAUUUUGGACACAUGCUUGGGAUAUGCGUACGAAAAAAGUUGUAACAUAG